This is a messenger RNA of Rosa rugosa (rugosa rose), 2645 nucleotides long. RefSeq names its product vacuolar protein sorting-associated protein 36. Lineage: Eukaryota; Viridiplantae; Streptophyta; Magnoliopsida; Rosales; Rosaceae. The transcript has 10 exons. The record is from RefSeq and is a predicted model, not a curated record. Gene Ontology annotation, cellular component: ESCRT II complex; late endosome membrane. Gene Ontology annotation, molecular function: phosphatidylinositol-3-phosphate binding; ubiquitin binding. Gene Ontology annotation, biological process: protein transport to vacuole involved in ubiquitin-dependent protein catabolic process via the multivesicular body sorting pathway. The coding region runs from base 853 to 2187 and encodes 444 amino acids.
GUCAAUGGUGGCUCUGUGUGUUUUGUGCCUUACGCGAUAGAAGGGAUUGUGGUGCUGCUCCAAUAGAAAGAGAAAGAAGAGGUUUUGGUUUCGAUAAUACGCAAUUAGUGGGGUUUGUCGUCUGUGCUUAAUCUACAAGUUGUACAUAUUGAAGGGGCAGAGGUUUCGACUGGACACAAAGAAAAGAGAAGCUAUGACUUUUAUUGUCAAGCAUUUUCUUUCAACUCUUGGUUGGUGAGUUGAAGCUUUGUUUGCGCUCCAGAUAGUUUUUGCCACCCAUUCCAACCGGAAUAGUUACUGUAAGAGGCUUGAUCAUCGCCGUUGCACCCAGUUUGAUUUUGAUAUCUAAUUAAGGCGCUCUGAUUCAUUAGAAUAGUGUUGUUGAGCUGAAAGAAAAAAACAAUUUUUCAAUCUGAUGCGAUCAUGCUUAUGUCACCAGAAUGUUCGUUUCAUUAGUAGAUGUCACAGAGUCAGCUUUGCAUUGAAAUCAAAAUCUCUCUCUCUCUCUCUCUGUGUCUCUUUUCGUCUCUCUCUGGUCUGGGUAAAGGUCUUGGCUUUCUCAAGGUCAGGUAUUGGAUCGGUCUUUUGCUUCGAUUCUAUUCUAAUCUCUUAUGCACUGAGACUCUGUCCAGCAAGGCAGCAACCCGUCUCUCCUUCUCCUCCUCGGCGACCGGCGACAGUUCCUCCACUCCUCCUCUUCUUCUCUGCUGAUGGUUCUCCUUGCCAUCCUGAAGGUUUAUGUUGCUGUUUCUUUAACUCCUUCACCUUAUCCUGGCUGAUGUCUAUCCCACCUUUUCUGGGUUCCUCGGUGGGCACCUAGCGGCAAAUUAAACAUUCCUAUCAACAUCAGCAAUGGCCGGAAAUUUCCUGGAAGCUGUGGAGCUAACAAGCAGUGGACGCCCAGUCCUCCUCCCAUCAGAGAUUGAAUGUUCGCUCCUCUCCGCUGUAGACCUCGAAUGCGAAGACCUCCCUAACUUCCCUAACCUCAAAUCGGGUAUCCUCACCCUUACCACCCACCGCCUCUUGUGGGUCUCCGACUCCUCUUCACAAGGAGCCUCUUCAGCCAUCCCACUUGCCUCCAUCAGCCACAUCUUCUCCGCCAAAAAGUCCCUCAAGUCCAUCUUUGCCUCGCCCCGGAUCCGGUUCCAGCUUUCGGUGUCACCCGACGGCCGGGUUUCAAAUUCAGGUUCAGGUUCUAGGUCCGUCGUCGUUACAGUGGUUGUGAGGGGGAAGGGUGCUGAUUUGGACGUGUUUUUGACCAAGUUUUGGGAUAACUGGCGGGGAAGAGCCUGGGAGACUGGGAAUGCAGAUGUCACUUCGGGUUCUGAGUCGGUUUCUGGGUCGACUUCUUCUGGAUUAUACACCAAGGAAGGAACGGUGAGGAUGGUUGGGGUGUCUGGAAUACUCAGGAAGGAACAAGAGAUGUGGGAGACUACUGAUAAGAGCUUGCAGGAUGCUUUCCAGGACUUGAAUGCUCUCAUGAGUAAAGCUAAAGAGAUGGUGAUGCUAGCAGAGAAAAUGAGGCAGAAACUUUUAUCCGGCUCGACUUCUCAGCCUGGUGCAGCAGAGGACGAGGAAUUGGGUUCCAAACAAGACAUGCAAGACUGGUUGCUGAGUGUUGGUAUUAUAUCGCCUGUCACCAAAGAGUCUGCUGGUGCUCUUUACCACCAACAAUUGUCCCGUCAGUUGGCAGAUUUUGUCAGGCUUCCACUUGAGAGAGCUGGAGGAAUGAUGAAUCUUAUAGAUAUUUACUGUCUCUUCAAUCGUGCUCGAGGAACAGAAUUGAUCUCGCCAGAGGAUCUGCUGCAAGCAUGUUUUCUUUGGGAGAAGUUUGAUGUCCCAGUAAUGCUUCGGAAGUUUGAUAGUGGGGUGAUGGUAAUCCAGAAUAAGUCCCACAGUGAUGAAGAGAUUUUUGCUAGGAUCAAGACCCUUGCAACAAAGCCCGAUGCUCUUCGAACUGGUGUAAGUGCCAGUGAUGCUGCAAUCACACUAGGUAUUGCUCCAGGCAUGGCCAAGGAGCAUCUUCUAACUGCUGAAAGCAAAGGUUUUCUAUGCAGGGAUAUUAGCCCGGAUGGCUUUCGCUUUUAUAUUAACCUGUUUCCAGACAUUGAUCCAAACAAUGUUUACUUAGUGAAAGAUUAUGGAGUCUAUGACACAUGGUUAAAGGUGGCCUCUGCUUCUAGAUGAGAGAUGAUUUGUGCACCAACCCCAUGUUUACUUCCUCAUGUGGUUAAUGUCAGAAUCAAAGUUGAGACAAAUUGAUGAAUUCGGAGAAGUUUUCAGGAAAGUUUUUGUAUAUUCGACGUUCCAAUUUACAUCCUGGUGAUUGCAGAAUUGAACUUCCAGACCAUGCAUCAACCACUUGCUUGGACCGAUUGUGACAUGCAGUGUUCUUUUUGGGAGCUGGUGAUACUUCUCCUGUCCUGUAUUUGUAUUUGACUAGUAUAUUUGAACAGAAGUGAGGAGAAGCAUUCGGAGGACAGGUGUUUUUUUUUUCCUUUUCUGGAGGAGUGGGGGAGGUAGGGGGAAGCUCUGCUUUUUUGUUGCUAGGUUGUCUUAACCAUAUCCCCUCACCACCAUCGUGCUCGAAACAAUUCAAUUAUUUAUACAAGCACUUGGCCCUCUGUGGAUGGCUCUUUUACUUC